AAGAUGACAUAUGAUUCUUCUCAUUCAUCUGUCGUUGAUUCUUCACCACACCGAUUCUACUGGUGUGUUAUAAAUUAUUAGGGAGCUAACGUUAAGUGUAAUGUUUCCUAUGAUUGAAUGUUGGGUUUGAAUCCUUUUAAAAAAAAUUUACUUGCCGAGUCAAGCCACUAACGAAUAAUUCGCAGAUCAGAUCUAGGCUUCUAGCACAGUAAAAAAAAAAAGAAUUUUAAAUCUCAGACACAAUCUGUACAUUAUAUCUCCCAUAAACACUCCUUCCGCCAGAUCCAAUUCAAACCAAACCUCCAUUUCUCUCUCAUUCUUCUCUGAAAAAUGGGAUUCCCAGCUAACGGAGCUGCAUCCGACAAGCCACUCAAGUUCCUAAUCUACGGUCGAACUGGCUGGAUCGGGGGCUUGCUUGGUAAACUCUGCGACUCACAAGGCAUUGAGUACGCCUACGGCUCCGGUCGCCUCGAGGACCGUUCCUCGCUUGAGGCCGACAUCGCUGGUGUCAAUCCCUCACACGUGUUCAAUGCCGCCGGUGUCACUGGCCGUCCUAAUGUCGACUGGUGCGAGUCUCACAAGGUCGAGACCAUCCGUACAAAUGUUGUCGGCACUCUUACCCUCGCUGACGUCUGCAGAGAGAAGGGCUUGGUCUUGAUUAACUACGCCACUGGUUGUAUCUUUGAGUAUGAUGCGGGUCACCCACUCGGGUCGGGUGUCGGGUUCAAGGAGGAGGAUACACCGAAUUUCACCGGAUCUUUCUAUUCAAAGACUAAAGCUAUGGUUGAGGAAUUGUUGAAGAACUAUGAGAAUGUUUGCACAUUGCGUGUGAGAAUGCCCAUCUCAUCUGAUUUAUCUAACCCUCGCAACUUCAUCACUAAGAUUACUCGAUACGAGAAGGUAGUCGACAUUCCAAACUCAAUGACUAUCCUGGAUGAACUCCUUCCCAUUUCCAUUGAGAUGGCAAAGAGAAACCUCACUGGUAUCUGGAACUUUACAAAUCCUGGUGUGGUUAGUCACAAUGAGAUUCUAGAGAUGUAUCGAGACUAUAUCGACCCUAACUUCACAUGGAAGAACUUCAACCUAGAAGAGCAGGCGAAGGUGAUUGUUGCCCCAAGGAGCAACAAUGAACUCGAUUCUAGUAAGUUAAACCAGGAGUUCCCUGAAAUGUUGCCUAUCAAGGAGUCCCUCAUCAAGAAUGUGUUCAAGCCAAAUCAAAAGACAGCCAAAACUUGACGUCACACAAAUGAAGCAGGGAUUCCUACAGAAUGAAGUCUUCUCCAUAAGUAUUUAUUCAAUCCAAAAUCAUAAGUCCUCUGGGUUGAAGAAGUUCUUAGGUUUGAAGUUUUUAUUUUUUUAUUUAUCUUCAAUUUCUUUAGUUCUAUUCUAUCUAUUAAAUUUUGUUCGUAUGGGUUGUUGUGGACUCUCUAGCGUGCUGUACGAGUUCCUCCUUCCAUACAAUUGCUGUUUCUAUUUUUGUAUUCGGGUGUUGUAUUCAUAACUUGAUCACAAAUAAAUAGUUGGAUGUGAUUUAUCAACGAAUAUACAUAGAAUUGUUAAAAUUUCUUAA
Molecule: messenger RNA, 1570 nt
Organism: Tripterygium wilfordii
Lineage: Eukaryota; Viridiplantae; Streptophyta; Magnoliopsida; Celastrales; Celastraceae
Product: bifunctional dTDP-4-dehydrorhamnose 3,5-epimerase/dTDP-4-dehydrorhamnose reductase
Exons: 2
Coding region: 331-1236 (301 amino acids)
Biological process (GO): S-adenosylmethionine biosynthetic process
Cellular component (GO): methionine adenosyltransferase complex
Molecular function (GO): methionine adenosyltransferase regulator activity
Source: RefSeq, a predicted model, not a curated record